CUUAUCGAAGUCUAAUGUAUUUUAUGAUUUCACAAGUUUACUGUAACUGUGGUAAGUUAUAUCUAAAUAAAAAACACUUCAGUCAUAAAGAAACUUCUGUACAUAGCACUGGUUCAAUUAUCAACUGGAAAUCUUACUUUAAUAAGACUGGUGUGCAAAUUAAUAAUUUAAAGAAAAAUCAAUUAAUAUGAAUUAUAAAUGGAACAAAUUGGCAGUUCAUAAGGAACCGCCUCAAAUACUUCGAACUAAAUUACAAUUGCCGAUAAAAACUUUAAUGAGUCCUGGACCGACUAAUUGUUCGAAACGAGUUCUUCGAUCUUUACAGAAUCAAAUUCUUGGGCAUCUUCAUCCAGAAUUUUGUAUGUUAAUGGAUGAAAUUAAGGAAGGCCUUCAAUACAUCUUUCAAACUAAUAAUAGACUCACUUUGGUACUAAGUGCAUCAGGUCAUGGAGGUAUGGAGGCUUGUUUAACAAAUUUACUCGAACCUGGUGAAACUGUACUCAUUGUCAAGUGUGGAAUUUGGGGUCAACGAGCAGCUUGUAUGGCCAAUCGACUUGGUGCAAAUGUAAAAUUACUAGAAACAGAAUACACUAAAGGAGUCACAUUGAAAGAAUUAGAAAUUGCUUUAGAACAGCAUAGACCAGUCGUAGUCUUUAUGGUCCAAGCUGAAUCUUCCACAGGUGUGAAACAACCAUUAGAAGGCUUUGGUGAAGUUAUUCAUAAAUACAAUGCUCUGCUUAUCGUUGAUGUGGUUGCAUCAUUGUGUGGCGAGCCAUUCUUUAUGGAUUCUUGGGAUAUCGAUGCAGCUUACGCGGGCAGCCAAAAAGCCAUUGGUGCCCCUCCAGGACUUGCACCUAUUUCCUUUAGUCCGCGAGCAGAAAAGAAAUUGUUUGAAAGAAAAACAAAACCCUUCUCGUUUUAUUGGGAUCUUACAAUUCUUGGAAAUUAUUGGAAAUGUUUUGGAAAUGAAGAUCGUGUAUAUCAUCACACUAUGAGUGCUACACUUCUUUAUGGUCUUCGUGAAGCAUUGGCAGAAAUCGCAGAAGAGGGUCUUCAAGCAUUAUGGAACAGACAUGCUGCCGCAGCUGUCAGAUUAAGAAAGGGUCUUGAAUUACGAGGUCUUCAAUCUUACGUAAAAAUUCCACAAUAUCAAUUAUCUACGGUUAUAUCUAUACAGUUGCCACCUGGUGUUGAUGAUAAAAUUGUUAUUCAACGAGCCAUGGAAAAAUACAAGGUUGAAAUUAGUAGAGGCUUAGGUCCAACCGUUGGAAAAGUUUUGCGGAUUGGAUUGCUAGGAGUUAACGCCACCCCCGAAAAAGUCGAUUUUGUUCUACGUGGUCUGGACGAGGGUUUGAAAUAUGCAUCGAUAUCGAAAUUAUAAAGAAAAA
Apis dorsata (giant honeybee) is the source of this 1388-nucleotide messenger RNA. It is a transcript of the gene Agxt, whose product is annotated as serine--pyruvate aminotransferase, mitochondrial. The coding region runs from base 188 to 1381 and encodes 397 amino acids. Gene Ontology annotation, cellular component: peroxisome. Lineage: Eukaryota; Metazoa; Arthropoda; Insecta; Hymenoptera; Apidae. Gene Ontology annotation, molecular function: L-alanine:glyoxylate transaminase activity; L-serine:pyruvate transaminase activity. The transcript is spliced from 7 exons. The record is from RefSeq and is a predicted model, not a curated record.